Molecule: messenger RNA, 3649 nt
Organism: Anguilla anguilla (European eel)
Lineage: Eukaryota; Metazoa; Chordata; Actinopteri; Anguilliformes; Anguillidae
Product: nucleolar and coiled-body phosphoprotein 1-like
Exons: 19
Coding region: 605-2635 (676 amino acids)
Source: RefSeq, a predicted model, not a curated record
AUCCAGGAGAGGGCUGCACCUAGUACACCAGUGCCUGAGGUUGCUGCUGGGGGAAGAAGGAAGUGGAAAAGGUGCCAGUGUCCAGCAGGUCCCCAAGAGAGCGUCUCCCUCAGGGAGGACGAGCACAGCGGCGAAGCCCCGUGGAAACCGUGCCAGGAAGCACUUAUUCAGUGACACGGAAACCGAAAAGACAGACAUAAGCUGGCUGAAGGAGUCUGGCAGAAAACCCAAGCCCAAAGUGGUGGACUACAGCAGGCAGCGUGCCACAAAACCACCUCCACCUGCCGACACCACCUGUACAGUAUUCACUGCCACCAAACCACCUCCACCUGCCAACACCACCUAUGAUUCAGAUUUACCCCCUUCUCCAUCAAAGCCACCUGGAACACAGGCCAAACAAAAGAAGAGGAGGAACACAGGAAAGGAGAGGAAGGAGUCCGCUCUAGUGGCCCAGCUGUGUGGGAGGCCCCAGAGGACCACCGCCGUGUCCAAGAACUACAGAGAGCUCUCUGAAUCUGGCAGUAGCAGCCAAUCAGAGUGUGAGGAUCUGACCCAUCGGCUGCCCAAACAAAACCAAACAAACGGGAACACAAAAUGGAGUGUGAUGGAUCAGCAGCUAGAGCUGAAAAAAAAUCCAGUCCCUGCCAAAGAACAAGGGGAAAAGCCAGUCACUGCAGGCAAACGUGGGGAAAAGCCAGUCACUGCAAGCGAACAUGGGGAAAAGCCAGUCACUGCAAGCGAACAUGGGGAAAAGCCAGUCACUGCAGGCAAAUGUAGGGAAAAGCCAGUCACUGCAAGCAAACAUGGGGAAAAGCCCGCCACUGCAAAUGAACAGGGGGGAAAGCCCAUGACUGAAAACGAAAUAGGAAAAAAGCCAGUCACUGCAAGUGAACAGAAGAAAAAAAUGGUUACUGCAAACAAACUGGGGGAAAAGCCAGUCACUGCAAACAAACGGGGGGACAAGCCAGUCACUGCACACAAACAGGGGGAAAGGCCAGUCACUGCAAUCAAACUGGGGGAAAGGCCAGUCACUGCACACAAACAGGGGGAAAGGCCAGUCACUGCACACAAACAGGGGGAAAAGCCAGUCACUGCAAUCAAACUGGGGGAAAAGCCAGUCACUGCAAACAAACUGGGGGAAAAGCCAGUCAAUGCAAACAAACGAGGGGACAAGCCAGUCACUGCAAAUGAACAGGAGGAAAAGCCAGUCACUGAAAAGGUGGAAAAGCCGGUCAUUGUUGAGGAUCAGGCCAGAGGGCAGAAAGAGUUGUGGUCUGCCAGAUUGACUGAUUUUCUUCCGUCUCCUUCACCCAUAGAGAGGAUGAGAUCUGCAGGGGAAUCGGAGGCCGUGUCGGGAUCACCGAUCUCCCCCUUGCGCUCCCCCGAUGCGCUCCCCCUUCCCCUGGAGGUGGCCGCCGGGGCCUUCACAGGGAUCCAGGCCUCCUCCUUCUACAGAUCGGAGAGAGGCAGCAGCGCGCGGAAGACUCCCUCCGCCCCGUCUCUGAGCCGCCUCCAGGCCGUCCCUACCCCCGUCCUGAGUCCCCUCCACCCCCUCCAGAGCGCCUCGCCUCCUCUCCUGACCUCCACGGCCCUGGAGCCCUCUGUCCCAAACUCGCCCUUUCUGGAGGACUCGCUGGGCCUGCCAGCCUGUCUGGAUUCCUUCAAGAGCAGCUCCUCACAGUCCAUCCCGCUGCCGAAGCUGCCAUCUUCCAAUGAACAGUUCAAAGAGCAUAUGUCAGGCCCUGGCUUGGGCCGGAAGCGCCCGCCCUCCCACCACAGCUCCAGUGCUUCUGAGGAGGAAGAAGAAGAGGGAAGAGGCUCAGGGACAGGGCAGAGGAUGAGCAUGCGGCCCAGGAAGCUGUUCAAGACCAGGGAGGAAGAGGAGGAGGAGGAGGAGGAGGAAGUUUACAGCCUGACCUGCCCUCUGAAGGAGGGAGGCGAGGUCAGGCAGGAGAGAGGGCCCACUGUGGCAGCACCAGGCCAAGGAGAAAGCCUCACGGAUGCAGUGAGAGAUGCGGAGCUGUGCUCUGUGGUGUCGUCCCGUGUGGUGUCCAGUUUCUGGGAGGCCAACAUGGAGGGCGCUGGGGAUCUUGAAGCUCCGGAAUUCAACGCCUCACAGUACAUGAGCUCCAUGUGCCGCCAGUUCAACUCUGAACUCCAGCGUAAGAUACAGAAUCGUUCCAGAAGGAUGGAUCACUUUGCCAAGCAGUCUCUGAAGACUGUUCAGCAGCAUGUGUCUUCCGUUAGCGUGCAGAUUCAUCAGUACAGAUCUCAGAAGUUGGAGAAGAUCAGAGGUGUGCUGCUAGAAGAGAUCCACAACUUGGAGAAGGACAACUCCGACCUGAAGGACGUGGAAAAGGAACUGACUACGUACUGGAGGAAGCAGACCCAGGCCUUUCACUCUUACCAGGAGAGAGAGAGCAAAAGGCUCCAGAACCUGAGGAGCACCUUCCAGAAGAAUGUGUGUCACAGCCUUGAGUACGAGGAACAGAUCUUCACAUCUGAGAUGUGCCUGAUGAGGGAAGACAUGAAGUCUGUUCAGGACAAACUAUUUAAGGACAUGCAAGAGGAGGAAAUGCUGAGUGUCCGUAGAGGACUGCAGGCUCUCUUCCUGCCAGAGGGAUGCAGAUUCUGAUCAGAGGACAAAUAUUACCUUCGUACACCUGAGUUUAAUUGUCUCUCAGUAACACCCACUGGGUUGAAUCAUCUCAGUAUCACAUACAGUAUUUUAACAUUGCUGAGUAACAAACACAGUAUUCUAGCAUCUCUAAAUAUAUGCACAGUAUCCUAGCAUCUCUAAGUAACACGCAGAGGGAAGUGCAUGUUUCUCUGCUGUUUGUAUUUAGUUUUUCAAAAAUAAACAAAACAAUCUGAAGUAUUUUAAUACAGGAUUUCAUGAAAUGUCAUUAUUAACAUAUUUUUUCACUAGAACCUAUAUAUAUUCAAGUAAGCGUGUGAUGUUUAUUUGAAAAUGUGCUCUGUUUUAGAGCAGUGUCAGUUUAAUGGUGCAGUUUUGAGAACAAAUACUGUAGUUACAAGUUUCAAAUGUUCUGUAACAGAAGCAGGUUCAGCUGCAAUUGAAUGGCUGUAAUUGAAUAGAUUAUAUUAACACUUCUCAUUGUGAUGUCACUGAACUGCUGUGAUUGAAAGGAUUAAAUUAACACUAUUCUCAAUGUUAUGUCAUCGAACAGCUGCGAUUAAAAGGAUCACAUAUACACUAUUCUUAUUGUGAUGUCACUGGACAGGUGUGAUUGAAAGGAUUAAUUUAACACUUCUCAUUGUGAUGUCAUGGGCUCAAAGUAACAUGCAUUCAGCUGCCAGGUGGCUGCAACAGGUUCACAUAGAUCAGGCUAUUUAGUUAUGUGGGAAGGAAGAGGUAAAGAAGCCCCAUUUUAACAAGUUACGUAGCUCUCUAGCUUGCUUAACAAUAAAGCUUGUCAUUUUUGCUUCCUUUAUCACAAGCACCACUUAUUGAAGGCCAGUAUUUUUUUCAGUAAGCUUCUGUCUAACUUGCUAUUUAUUGACUGAUCUGUUUUGUAGGUUUGUGUGACAAAGAGCCUAUGUUUGUAGUUGACUAUUAAAACACAUCUGUAUUGUGCAUUUGCACUUUGUCUUGAUUUUUGGAAUAAAUGUAUAUUGUUCAGUAACA